Messenger RNA from Zingiber officinale, 4138 nucleotides. Its product is annotated as pentatricopeptide repeat-containing protein At3g50420-like. Gene Ontology annotation, molecular function: RNA binding; protein binding. Gene Ontology annotation, biological process: RNA modification. The record is from RefSeq and is a predicted model, not a curated record. NCBI's taxonomy places the organism in Eukaryota, Viridiplantae, Streptophyta, Magnoliopsida, Zingiberales, Zingiberaceae. Bases 110 to 2218 code for a protein of 702 amino acids. The transcript has 5 exons.
GGGCAAUGGUUAGACCUCUAGGAUUAUAUUGACAGUUAAUCAUCAGUUGAGCGGUUUUUAUUGGAUUGGAACUACUUGUUUAACAAAAUGUAGAUGACUAAUUGCUUGCAUGGCCUCUACGCCCUUCUACCACUACAAUUGCGAAGCCCCCUUGGCCGCUGUUGCAGCCUCCCUCCUACAUCGUUGCGCCUCUUCCGGCAGCACCGCCACCCUUCGCAAGACUCGCCAGCUCCACGCUCUCAUCCUCAUCGCCUUGCCCUGCGACUCCCCUCCCUUCCUAUUCAACAACAUCCUCUCCCUCUACGGCAAAUGCUGCGCCCUCGGUCACGCCCGCAAGGUCUUCGAUGCAAUUUCUCCACGAAACCUCGUCUCUUACAACGCCAUGAUCGCCGCCUACACACACUCGAAGUGCCUCGCUGGUGCUCAGUCCGCCCUCCGACUCUUCCGCGAGCUGUGCCUCGUCGGCUUGGGGCCCAGCGCCUCCACGCUCUCCAGCCUCGUCCGAGCUUCGGCGUCCUUUCAAGAACCGCUUCUUGGUCGCGGCCUGCACUCCAAAGUCGUCAGGUAUGGUUUCCCUAACAAUGUGCGCGUUCAAACUGCGCUUCUCGGGAUGUACUCCGACAACGGAAGUCAUGAAGCUGUCGAGAAUAUCUUCUGGGAAAUGAGCGAGAAGGAUGUUGUCUCUUGGAAUUCGUUAGUCCUCAGCAAUGUCAAAAAUGGUAGUGUCGAGCAAGGCUUCCAGCAUUUCUGCCAAAUGAUCCGGACUGGCUUAAUGCCUAAUAAUUCCACAUUUUCUAUAAUUCUAAAUGCUUGCGGGAGACUGGAGGAUGGGAAAAGAGGGCGCAUUGUCCAUGCACAGAUGUUAAAAUCAGAUAUCAAGCCUGAUAUCCUGUUGCAGAAUGCACUAGUCAACAUGUAUGCUUGCUGCGGAGACAUGCCGUCUUCUGCAUUGGUUUUUGACAAUAUGGAGAAGCCAAACUUGGUCUCGUGGAACUCCCUCAUUUCUGGUUAUUCUGAUUCCCGAGAAGGCGAGAAGGCCAUGAAAGUUUUCAUCGAGUUAAAGGAUGUGCCUUCUUAUAGAGGAUCAUACCCAGAUGACUAUUCCUUUGCUGCAGUUAUUUAUGCUACUGCUACUUUACCUUCUGUAUGUUACGGGAGGCCUCUUCAUGCCCAAACUAUAAAGUCAGGGUUGAAUUUAAGCAUAUUUGUAGCAAACACUCUAAUCAAUAUGUAUUUCACAAAUGGUGACUCUGAUUCUGCUCAGAGGCUGUUUGGUUUCAUAUUGAUUAAAGAUGCAAUACUUUGGAGUGAAAUGAUCGUUGGUCAUUCAAAGUUGGGUGAAGACGAGCUAGUUUUGCGAUAUUUUUAUUUAAUGCUAAACGAAGGACAUCAAAUUGAUGACUUUUCUCUCAGCAAUGCAUUGGGAUCAUGUGCUGAUCUUGUAGUGCUGAACCUAGGGCAAAUGAUCCAUUCUCUGGUGGUGAAAUCUGGAUAUGAAUCAAACAUCUGUGUUUGUAGGAGUUUGAUCGACAUGUAUGCUAAAAAUGGUAUUCUUCAAGGAGCUGACUCUAUCUUUUGUAGAAUACAGAAUCCUGAUUUAAAAUGCUGGAAUUCAAUGAUUGGAGGUUAUGGUAACAUUGGAAACUCUGAGCAGGCAUUUAAGAUGUUCAAUUCAAUGGUAAGGAAAGGGCUGCAACCUGAUCAUGUGACUUACCUUUCUCUGGUUUCUGCAUGUAGUCAUUCAGGCCAAGUGGAGAGAGGAACAUUCUACUGGUUUUGCAUGUCGGCGGAUGCUAUAGUUCCAGGUUGUAAGCACUAUGCUUGCAUGGUAAAUUUAAUAAGUCGAUCGGGACUAUUGCAAGAAGCCAAGCAGUUCAUCUUGGGAUCACCUUUUGCUGGGUCAUGUGAACUAUGGCAAAUCUUAUUGUGUUCAUGUGUUAUUUUCAGAAAUUUGGAAAUUGGUGCACAUGCUGCACAGCAAGCUCUAAUCAUAGAACCUGAGGACACUAUGACCUAUAUACUCCUUUCAAAUCUUUAUGCUUCUGUUGGGAAAUGGGAUGUUGUUAAAGGAAUUAGGAAGAAGGUCAGAAGAGUAAUGUUAGAUAAGGAGCCCGAGUUAAGCUGGAUUGAGAGAAAAAAUGUUGUGCAUGUGUUUUUUACUGAUGAUGAAUUUCAUGAGCAUAUCGAUGAGUGCAGAAACGAACUACUUAGAUCAUAGGGUAAUUUAUUGGGAUUAAAUUGGUCAGAUUUGCAGCUCUACAUCAGUCUGAUAUCUUAAAGCAAAAUGACCUUGUUGUGCUACCGUGCUCGCGCCUUGACUUUUAGUUUGACCUGGUUCAAUUUGAGUUGUGAGCAGGAAGGGCUGAUAUUGAUGUUAUCCAGGCCAUCCAACAAUGGUUUACUCACCUGUUAUUGCUUAACUCACAAGGUUUCAUUAAUAAGAUGAUUUUGUUAAAGAAGAAGAAAUGUCAAUCCUACUAUCCUCCAUUUCCUUCUCUGGAUUGAGGCUCCUGAUUGUUGAUCUGAUUCUGCUGCAUUGAAGAUGACCUUAAGUUCACUUGUGUGACAACUUUGUUCGUUCUACAUGCUGAACUUUCCCUUGAUUUGACAUUUUGAAUAAAGUGGCGUUUAGGAUAUCCCAAGUCAUUUUCUGGGUCCUUUUAUGUAGCAAUCAUCACUCAAAGUGUGCAAUAGAGGAAUGCUUGAUCAAAAAAGACAGUGACCGCAAGGAAUUGGAGUCAUCGCACAAAGAAUAACAUGAUGGAGACAAGGAAUAUACAUUUUGGUGUGAUAAACUGGAAUCAAAUGGUUUUCAGCAGUGCCGCAAUAUGUCAUACAUUGUCUGCAAAAACCAUAUAUAGAAGAUUACUAUGGUUCUUCUUAAGGAGAAAACAUGUGACUUUCUUUGUCUCUUCAAGAUUUGAAAACAUUCUUUAAGCUAUAUCUCAGGGAGCAUAGUGGCCUUGAAGGUGAUGGGAGUUUAGGACAUGCAAAUCCUCUUUAUGCUCUUUAAAGGGAUGGCGUUGGAGCAAGCUUGUUGAAGGAGAAGUCUUUCUCCAAGAAUUCCAACUACAACAACAACUAUCAAACCUUUAUCCCACUAAGUGAACAGACUGGUACAUGGGUGUAUGUCUACAAGCAGUCUAUUGACCAAAAGAAAAUAAAUUUGCCUAUUGCAUUGAGAUCAUUGCUUGAAUGCCCUCAAGGGAAUACUAGGGCACAGUCCAGGCAUGCUUAUCAGCAUAUGGAGACAGAGCCUGGUUUUGAUAAAAUUGUUCAUCAUGAAUCUGGCUUAAAGGCUGCUUUGCUGCCACUUAUACAGUGGGCUGAGAUACAAAUACCAAAUCACGUCCACAAAGAUGCAUCUGUUUUUUUGUAUGCCACAGCUGGAGUUCAUAGAUUACCUAGUCCUGAUUCAGAGUGUCUUCUUGACAAGGCAUGGGCAGUUUUAAAGAACUCAUCAUUGUUUUUGCAGAAGAGGCAGGAUUAGGAUAGUAUCUAGCAUUGAAGAAGCAUAUUAUGGAUGGAUAGCUCUCAAACAUCAUAUGGGUCUAUUGGAUUCUUUCUUGAUCUAGGUGGUUCUUCCUUGCAAGUUAUUUUUGAGAUGGAUACACCCACACAUGAUGAUACAAGUGCAAGUUAGAGAAUUGCUUCUUCUAGUCACCAUCUCAGUGCUUAUUCUUUGGCAAGGUUUGGGUUGAAUGAUGCAUUUGAUGAGUCCGUGGCCCAUCUUUUAAAAAAAAACUCGUGAAUUCAAAACCUGAUUCUAAUGGUAAGUUCCUCCUUAAAUAUCCUUGCUUGAAUACUAGCUAUAGGGAGGAGUACAUAUACAUGUUAUUGCUGUAUGCCAGUUAACACAAAAGGAAGCCCUUUAGUUGGAGGGAAAACCAUGAGCAAGAAGAACACCAGUACAGUUGUAGAAUUGCUUGGUGCUCCUCAACAGAAAAAAAUGUAGUGCUCUUACAAAGUUAAUUAAUCAGUCUGCAUGGUCUAAUUUGAGUUCUGGAAUUGAUUUGUAAACUUAAGGCCUGUUCUCUCUCUGAUGGUUUACCAGCCACAUGGAAAGUUCAGUGCCAUGUCAGGCUUCUUUGUUGUUUUUCAGUGUUUUUUAAAACAUGGGAAGAUGCAAAGAAAAACA